AUGAGGCGAAAAGGACGUUGGCAUAGGGUCUCUGCACCCAGGACGUCUACCUCUCCCUGUAGUAUUAAGCAUUCUCCUACUCGAGAGACAUUGACUUAUGCCCAGGCACAGAGAAUGGUUGAAAUUGAAAUAGAAGGUCGUUUGCACAGAAUAAGUAUUUUUGAUCCUCUCGACAUUAUUUCUGAAGAUGAUCCUACUGCUCAAGAAAUGAGUGAAUGCAAUAGCAAUAAAGAAAAUAGUGAGCAGCCACCCCAGGUUUGUUUACGGUCUAAAAGACAGAAAACCAGUAAAGGAAAAAAGAAAAGUGAAGUUCUUCCAACCACGCACGGACAUGCUUCCACCAGCACUCUUCCAGAGCCCAAAGUACGUGUCAUAGAAUGUAGUCCUCCUUCUGCUCCCAGUAGGCCUGCUACAUAUUACAAAUUUCAUGAAAAGUCUUCAGAGGAGCUGGAUAAAGAAGUGGAGUACGAUAUGGAUGAAGAGGAUUAUGCUUGGCUGGAAAUAGUAAAUGAGAAACGAAAAAGUGAAGGACUUUCUGUAGUGUCUCAAGACAUAUUUGAAUUCCUUAUGGACAGGUUUGAGAAGGAAUCUUAUUGUGAAAACCAAAAGCAGGGGGAUCAGCAGUCAUUAAUUGAUGAGGAUGCUGUAUGUUGCAUUUGCAUGGAUGGAGAAUGUCAGAACAGUAAUGUUAUUUUGUUUUGUGACAUGUGUAAUUUAGCAGUACAUCAAGAGUGUUAUGGUGUGCCAUACAUACCAGAAGGACAGUGGCUCUGCAGGCAUUGCCUCCAGUCACGUAGCACGGCUAUUGACUGCGUGUUGUGCCCAAAUAAGGGAGGUGCCUUUAAAAAGACUGAUGAUGAUCGCUGGGGACAUGUAGUUUGUGCUUUGUGGAUCCCUGAAGUUGGAUUUGCAAAUACUAUUUUUAUUGAACCAAUUGAUGGUGUACGUAACAUACCCCCAGCGAGAUGGAAAUUAACUUGCUACCUCUGCAAGCAAAAAGGUGUUGGUGCCUGCAUUCAGUGCCAUAAGGCUAACUGUUAUACAGCUUUUCAUGUAACUUGUGCUCAAAAGGCUGGAUUGUACAUGAAAAUGGAGCCCGUGAAAGAAGUGACGGACAGUGGCACAACGUUUUCUGUAAAAAAGACAGCAUAUUGUGAUGCCCAUACUCCCUCAGGGUGUGUCAGAAGGCCUCUAAACAUAUAUGAGCUGCCAGAGUCUAAAAAUGGCAUUUGUAGAAAAGGGACUGAUAAAUCAGCUAGGUCUACAUCUAAGGUUAGGAAAAAAGCAAAGAAAACAAAAAAAGCGUUGACUGAAACGUGUACAGUUAUACCAACAGUCAAUGUUCCUGAUAUUCCACCUCAAAGAAUAAACAAAAUAUCAAACCAGGUGUCUAUUCAGCGGAAGAAGCAAUUCAUGGAGAGAGUGCAUAGUUAUUGGCUUCUGAAGCGACUGUCAAGAAAUGGCAUUCCUUUACUGAGACGGCUUCAGUCUAGUUUGCAGUCCCAGAAAAACAUUCAGCAGGUGAGGAGAGAAGAUGAUGAAGAAGUUCAGAACUUGAAAAAGAAAUUAAAAUACUGGCAACGGUUAAGACAUGACCUUGAGAGAGCUAGAUUAUUAAUUGAACUUAUCCGAAAACGGGAAAAGUUAAAACGUGAACAGGUUAAGGUUGAGCAGGUUGCUAUGGAGCUUCAACUAACGCCAUUGACAGUAAUCCUGCGAACACUUCUUGAACAACUGCAGGAAAAGGAUCCUGCCCAUAUAUUUUCUCAACCUGUGAAUCUUUCUGAGGUUCCUGAUUACUUGGACCACAUAAAACAUCCCAUGGAUUUCUCUACAAUGAAGAAACAGUUAGAAGAUCAGAGAUACAGUAAUUUAAAUGAAUUUGAAGAGGACUUCAAUCUUAUAAUUGAAAACUGUAUGAAGUACAAUGCCAAGGACACAAUGUUUUACAGAGCUGCUGUUCGGUUGCGAGAUCAGGGAGGAGCAUUAUUAAGGCAAGCAAGGCGUGAUGCUAAUGCUAUUGGCUUUGAUGAAGAAACAGGGAUGCAUUUACCAGAGCAACCAAAAACUGAACCUCCCCCACAAUUUUCCUGGGAGGAUGCUGCAGUUGAUAAGCUGCUGAAUCCUAAUAACCGUGCACAUAUGCCCUUGGAAGAACAACUAAAAGAACUGUUGGAAAAACUAGAUUUGACUUUUGCAAUGAAAUCAAGUGGAUCCAGGAGUAAACGGUUAAAAUUGCUGAAAAGAGAAGUUAGCAAUGUUCGUCAACUGUUGUUACAACAGCAAGUGCAACCUCCACAAAUAGAAUCUGGUAUUGGAAGCUUUGAAGAGGAAAAUGGGUCCACAGUUGAAAAUGAUGGCGAAGAAGAUGGUAAGAUACCUUUUUUGUUUACAUAUUUUUUUAUAGUUCAAAGUGGACCUAUCCUCAGAUAUAUAUAA
Molecule: messenger RNA, 2439 nt
Organism: Staurois parvus
Lineage: Eukaryota; Metazoa; Chordata; Amphibia; Anura; Ranidae
Source: the annotation of a GenBank genome assembly